Talaromyces atroroseus is the source of this 1818-nucleotide messenger RNA. RefSeq names its product putative glutamine--tRNA ligase. The transcript has 7 exons. Gene Ontology annotation, cellular component: cytoplasm; cytosol. Lineage: Eukaryota; Fungi; Ascomycota; Eurotiomycetes; Eurotiales; Trichocomaceae. Gene Ontology annotation, molecular function: ATP binding; glutamine-tRNA ligase activity. Bases 1 to 1818 code for a protein of 605 amino acids. Gene Ontology annotation, biological process: translation; glutaminyl-tRNA aminoacylation. The record is from RefSeq and is a predicted model, not a curated record.
AUGGCGGACGCAAUAACCGAGGCUGCAGCUAAGCUGCAACUCGACGAGGAGACCGGCGAAAUGGUCUCGAAGAACGAGUUGAAGAAGCGGCUUGCGAAACGCGCGAAGAAGGCCAGUAAAGCAGCCGCAGCUUCAGAUCCUUCGAAGAAGGGGAACGAGAACAACAAAGCCGCUGCCCCGAAGAAGCCUAAACCGGAGGAAACUCAGCUCGACCCCGACGCUAUGUUUAAAGGGGGCUUUUUGGCGCGUGUUUAUGAUGAACGUCCCGUGGGCAAGGAUGUUAUGACUCGUUUCCCUCCUGAACCAAAUGGAUUGUUUGACGAUACAAAUCCUGAGGCUGAGGAGGAGAUCUACUUUACUUCCAUAAUUCAGACCAUUGAGUGGCUCGGCUUCACGCCUCACGCUAUCACAUAUUCGAGCGAUAAUUUUCAAAGACUUUACGAUCUAGCCGAAAAGCUUAUCGGCCUGGAGAAAGCAUACGUUUGCCAUUGUAACGAGGCAGAAAUCAAACUUCAGCGCGGAGGAGAAAAGGGCACUUCGCCACGCUAUCGAUGCAAACACGCCGAACAGGACAUCGAGACGAAUUUGCAGAAGUUCCGGGACAUGCGAGACGGCAAAUACGCACCACAGACGGCGUUCCUUCGCAUGAAACAGGACAUUACAAACCCGAAUCCACAACAUUGGGAUCUCGCCGCUUAUCGAGUACUUUCCAAACCACAUCACCGAACAGGCGAUAAAUGGGUCAUUUACCCAACGUAUGACUUUACGCAUUGCAUUGUAGAUAGCAUUGAGGGCAUAACCCACAGCCUGUGUACCACGGAGUUUCAGCUGUCACGUGAAAGUUACGAGUGGCUUAACUCGACGUUGUCUCUAUAUGAGCCUAUGCAGCGCGAGUACGGUCGCUUGAACAUUUCUGGGACCAUUAUGUCCAAGCGUGGACUUAAGAAAUUGAUUGACGGCAACUAUGUGCGCGGCUGGGAUGAUCCUAGAUUAUACACAUUGAUUGCACUGAGGAGGAGAGGAAUACCACCUGGCGCGAUCCUUUCCUUUAUCAACGAACUCGGUGUGACCACUGCAAAUACCGUUAUUCAGUUGGUGAGAUUCGAGCAGAGCGUGCGUCGCUACCUUGAAUUCACCGUUCCUCGUCUCAUGAUGGUUUUGGAGCCUCUGCGCAUAGUCAUUGAGGACGCGGACUCUCUGGAAUCGAGCGAGCGAGAUCUUACAAUCCCAUUCUCACCUAAAAAGCCCGAACUCGGGACACACCAGCUCCGACUAACAAACACAGUGUUUAUCGACCGCUCCGAUUUCCGUGAAGUAGACAGCAAAGACUAUUUCCGCCUUGCUCCUGGGAAGACAGUGGGACUGCUAAACAUGCCAUACCCCAUCACGGCAACAACAUUUUCCAAGGAUGCAGAUGGCAAAAUCACCGAAGUGCGUGCUGUCUUCAACAAAGACGGCAAAAAGCCCAAGACCUAUGUACAGUGGGUUCCCGAAGAAUCGCGCAAAGUGGAAGUCCGUAUCCACGCCGCACUUUUCAAAUCGGACGAUCCCGCAGGUGUCGAGGGUGGGUUUUUGAACGAUAUCAAUCCCAACAGCGAGACGAUUUAUGUCGAUGCCUUGAUUGAGCCGGGCUUCGAUGAGGUGCGUCGCAGAGCGCCGUGGCCGGCUUCAGAAGGAGAAAAGGCGAAGCACGGACCUGAGAGUGUGCGUUUUCAGGGAUUGCGGAUUGCGUAUUUCUGCGUGGAUUCGGAUUCAACGGACGACAAGGUGGUCCUCAAUCGCAUCGUGUCUCUCAAGGAAGAUUCAGGAAAGAGCUAG